AAGCACAACACCAUCUUUUUACAGGCUGCUAUUAGAGCGGUAGCCUAAUUUCGAAUGCAUGAAAUAUGUCGGUACGUACGGUACGUUGCUCAGAUUAAGCCCAACGAACAUCUUUUGGUGAACAGCAGACCUAUCACGAACUCAUCUCCGGACUUAAGUUACAAAAAGUGAGACAGACAUGGAGAGGAAACGCAAGCUGACAUUAUAUCCAGAUAUGGCUGAACAUCUCAUGUGCACUAUCUGCUCCGACACCUUCGAUGAUCCCCGCAAUCUCGUAUGUGGGCAUGUGUUCUGCAAGAAAUGCCUGGAUAUUCUUGAUGAAAGUCAGCUAGGGUCGCCAUUGAAAACAUCUAUUUGUUGUCCCACUUGCAGUAGAAAGACCAAACUACGAGAGAGUCGAGUGAAUGGAUUUAGUCGAAACCUACCCAUCAGAAAGCUCUUACAUCAGGACUUGAGUGAAGAGCCAGGGCCUUCGGGUAAAAGACCCAAAAGAACUCCCACAUGCAAAACGCAUAACCAAGAGCGCAGAGACAUUUAUUGCAGCACCUGCCUGGUCUUCAUAUGCUUUAAGUGUUUCCAAGAAAAACACACCCAUCAUGUAACCAAGACAAGAAACGAAUUUCUGGGAGAGCUCAGUCAAAUGACUAAAGAUGCCAAACAGCGAUAUCAGGUUCAAUUAAAGACCUUGGAGAACAAUCUUCUUGAAGCUGAUCAGGGGGUAUCUAAGUUGAUUAUUCAUCAUAACAAUGCAAAGCAAUCAAUUGAAGACGAGUUUAAGGCUGAAUUAGCACAACUCAACAAAAACAUAACUUUCCGCUUGCAAUCAUUGACUAAAUCAACAAAGAAUUUGGAAUCAGAUGUUGCUCGGUUCAAAGAAAAGGGGAAACAUUUUAAACAGAGUCUGGCGAUUGCUGUUCCGAAGUUGGAAAGUAAGACUUUAGAGGAGCUAGAUGGCGAAGACCUCAAGUCCUACGUUAAAACUGUCGACACGGUGUUGAACCUUCUCAAGACUGACAUUGGUGUAGAACACUUAAAGCUCUGGAAUAAACUUUUGGUACCAUCUGCACCAUCUAGACCACAGCAUGGCUGUGUUCCAUCAACCAGUGGUGGAACCGCAGGACAGGCUCUCCAAAAGGUUUCUCCUAAGUCGAUUAACAAGCCCCUUUAAACAAGGUAUUUGUUGGGGUACCAAUCGGCGGUGGCUAUAUAGUGACGCUACGUAACUGUUUGUAGACUAAUGAAUGA
This is a messenger RNA of Strongylocentrotus purpuratus (purple sea urchin), 1245 nucleotides long. Its product is annotated as tripartite motif-containing protein 2-like. Lineage: Eukaryota; Metazoa; Echinodermata; Echinoidea; Camarodonta; Strongylocentrotidae. Gene Ontology annotation, cellular component: nucleoplasm; chromatin. The coding region runs from base 179 to 1168 and encodes 329 amino acids. The record is from RefSeq and is a predicted model, not a curated record. Gene Ontology annotation, biological process: positive regulation of DNA-templated transcription. Gene Ontology annotation, molecular function: zinc ion binding; ubiquitin-protein transferase activity. The transcript is spliced from 2 exons.